Molecule: messenger RNA, 1104 nt
Organism: Ascochyta rabiei
Lineage: Eukaryota; Fungi; Ascomycota; Dothideomycetes; Pleosporales; Didymellaceae
Exons: 2
Coding region: 1-1104 (367 amino acids)
Source: RefSeq, a predicted model, not a curated record
AUGUUCGCUCCUCUAAGAAUCUACGCUCGCGCUUGGUACGAAGCUCACAUCGUCUGUAAAUCUGAACAGGUUUUGGCUCUUGUCUUCUUCGGUUGCAACUAUGCCGCCAACGCUACGGGGCUGGGUCGUCCUAUAGACACCUUAAGCUCUCGUCAAGGCACAAUAGAGAGGUUGAAUGUUUUGACCCUUGUUAGCAACCUGUCCUGGAUUACAGCGCUGAGUCUAUCGAAAUCGGCCAUUGUCCUGAUGCUGCUGCGUACAACACCAACAGCCUCUCACAAAAGACUCCAAUAUUUAGUUGGAGCUCUGGUAUUGAUGCAAUGCGUUCUUUCUAUCACCUUGAUGACCGCUGGAUGCAGCGUCUUCGAAGGCUUUGCUUGGAGUUUCCGAUCGAAUGUCAAUACAUGCUCACGUCAAAGCCUCAGAUGGCAAGUCAUCACGGGCUUGGAUAUUGCAACUGAACUUGCGGUGUUGGCUCUUCCUCUUCAGCUGGUUUGGAAUCUACAGAUGUCCAUCAAGAACAAGUUCGUCGUCAUUGUAGCUUUUUGGCUUCGGAUCCCGACACUCGUCUUCACCAUUCUUCGCGACAACGCAACAAACAAUCUCAGCUAUACUUCUGAUGUUUCGCUCACGGCAGCUAUGGUAGUCGUUUGGCAAACUAUAGAGCUGUCAUACUCCAUUGCAGCAGCCACUGUUGCAGCUCUCAAGCGGUUCACCGAGAGUCUCAACACAGGAUUUGGGCAUGGCGAGCUCAUUCGCGUGCGAAAAUAUUCAGAAGGCUACAAGAUGUCAGAUCGUAGUGCAUCACUCAAGGGCUCGGGGGUCUCCAAGCCAUCCAUCAAGGCAGAACAGAUACCAAACCAUGCCAACGAACAUAAUUUCCAAGGUGUUCCAUUGGAAAGCAAAGAACUACAGCGGUUGAAACUGAGACCCGAAGGUUUGCACAACAAAGUAACGAUCUCCACUUUGCCAAGGCACUCGGACUCUGGAAAAAGGCCAAACGACAGUAAGGCCUUGGGAGAUAACAUCAUCAGACAUGAUGUGCAAUACUCAGUUCACUACGACGAAGACCCUUUGAUGCCUGAACAACAUUGUCGACAGUGA